AUGUAUUUUCGAAGCACUCAACUAUAUGUGAUAUUAACAGACUGUAACAAAAACUUAUGUUUAGCACUCACUUGUCAUCCUUUACUUGAUCUCCGCAAUGGAUACAUUAGAACACCGGGCGACUUUCUGUUUGGUUCAAAUGCAGAAUACGGUUGCAAUGAGGGAUAUAUUCUAAUUGGACCGUCUCAACGCAGGUGUCAGGGAAACAGAGAAUGGAGUGGUACAAAACCUGAAUGUCGAUUACUGAUGAAGUGUGGUCCACCACCUGAAAUUCCAUACGCUCAACACGAUGGUAAUUCAUAUAGUGGUCAAUAUGAUCUGGAUACAGAGGUACAAUACACGUGUGUUCCUGGUUACCAUCGGUACAACCACAAAGGCAUCACAAUCGCGAAAUGUUUAUUGAACCGGUCAGGUGCGGCGCAAUGGUUUGGGCCUGACCUUCGAUGCAAAGGUCAGUUUCCGUUCCUUUUAAUGACCAUUGCAGCCAUCAUUUUUCCAGCUAUUAAAUAUUAA
Molecule: messenger RNA, 513 nt
Organism: Anisakis simplex (herring worm)
Lineage: Eukaryota; Metazoa; Nematoda; Chromadorea; Rhabditida; Anisakidae
Source: the annotation of a GenBank genome assembly